Trichoderma citrinoviride is the source of this 1440-nucleotide messenger RNA. RefSeq names its product FAD-binding domain-containing protein. Gene Ontology annotation, molecular function: FAD binding. The record is from RefSeq and is a predicted model, not a curated record. Lineage: Eukaryota; Fungi; Ascomycota; Sordariomycetes; Hypocreales; Hypocreaceae. The transcript has 3 exons. The coding region runs from base 1 to 1440 and encodes 479 amino acids.
AUGAGAAAAGCUAUCACGGCAGAACAAAUCAAGGAGCUUGCUUCUCUGGUGGACUCGUCGACUCGUUUGUUUACUCGCGCGGAUGGCGAGGAAUAUGACAAGUUGAUUGCCAGAUGGGCUGACAACGCAGUCAAACAGGCUGGCGUCGUCGCCGUCCCAGUUCAAUACGAAGAAGUAGCCAAGCUCGUCAAGUUCGCCGCCGACAGGCACAUCGAUCUCGCCGUGCGAGGCGGCGGCCACUCCACCGGCGGAACGUCCUCGACAGAAGGCGGGCUCUCCCUCGACCUGUCCAGCAUGCGCGACGUUCGGAUCGACACGGCGUCGAAGCACAUCAUCGCCCAGGGCGGCGCCAUGUGGGCGGACGUGGACAACGCGGCCAUCGAAAAGGGCCUGGCGACGGUCGGCGGGACGGUGAACCACACGGGCAUCGGCGGCCUGUCGCUCGGCGGCGGCUUCGGGUGGCUGGCCGGCAUGUACGGCUGCGUGGUCGACAACAUCGUCGCCGCCAAGGUGGUGAUUGCCGACGGGCGCCUGCUGUCCGUGUCGGAGAAGGAGAAUGCGGAUCUGUUCUGGGCGAUCCGCGGCGCGGGACACAACUUUGGGGUCGUGGUGGAGUUUACGUUCCAGGGGCACGACCAGACGAACGAGGUGUAUGCGGGGAGCGUCGUCUUCACGGCGGACAAGCUGCUUGCCAUCGUCGAGACGCUCAAUAAACUGAUGGAGUCUGGGGAUGCGAAGGGGGCUGCCAUUCUGGUCUUUGCGAGGCCGCCGACGGCGCCUGCUCCCGUGGUUGUGACGAAUGUGUUUUAUAACGGAGAUCAGGCUGCGGCGGAGGAGUACUUCAAGCUUUUGUUUGAUCUGGGGCCGGUUGCGAACAUGGCCAAGAUGAUGCCGUAUAACCACGUCAAUGGGUUGUUGAAUGCCAUGGCGACGCAUGGGCGUCGGAAGUCGAUCAAGGCGGUUACUCUUACGAACAACGUCGAGCCGGCGUUUAUUCAGGAGCUUUUCAACGACUAUGUCAAGGUCACUGGGGAUAACUCCGAUCUGGCGCACACCUUUGUGGGCAUGGAGUUUUACAACUUGGAGAAGCUCAACAGCAUUCCCAUCGAGGCCAUGGCGUUUGCCAACCGGGGGCCCUACAGAGCGGGAGUCGUUGGCUUGGAGUGGACGAAUGAUAAGAUGGAUGAGGAGAACAGAGAUUGGGGCCGGAUGAUCCAGGCCAAGUGUCGGCAGAAGAUUAUCAACAGCAAGGAGUACUCGCCCGAGACGACCAAGACUGCGUUGGAAUAUGCCAAUUAUCUUGAACCUGGUGAUCUUAUGGGUGAUAAGCCGUUUGGUGUGAAUCAGCGACGGUUGGCGGUUUUGAAGCAAAAGUACGAUCCGGGGUGUGUGUUUUACAAGACGAGUCCGAUUGCGCCGCUGGUGACGGCGAGGAACUGA